GUAAAAGCAUAAACAGUAGUAAAAUGAAAUCAAAACUCGUUAUAGAUAAAGUCUUUUAUUGUGGUUUGUAAAGUAAAUAUAAAUGUAUAAAACGAAGAUGGAACUGUGGUUUAUGGUACUUUGGAUGCUCCCACAAGACUGUAGUAUUUUGCUGUAAUCACGAUAGUAAGGCUCUUAUAAACCAGCUGGCUAUUUGUUUAUCUUUCUGGAACUGAUUCAAUUCCCCAAGAGCCAUCAGGAGCCUAAUAGUUAAGGACCUAAUUUUCACAAGAUUGAAAAUGCUCUCGCAUACUAUAAUGACAAGUAGCCCUCAAUUCAUCUACUAGAAGGUUUUAAAGAAGAAAAAAAAAAAAAAUUACCGAUAUAGAUUUCCUUUCUUUACUUCCAUUCUCAGUCGUCUUCCUUGUUGGACCUUGACGCCCUUUGACUUAUACUUAAAUAAUUAGGACAAACCAAAAAAAGAAAAGAAAGAAACUCUUCAACUCUGAUUAUAAAAGAAAAAAAUUACUAUUAGAAGUGGAUUUGAGUUCAACGACGUAUUUAUUUUUACAAGUUUUCGACAGCUUGCCAUCUACUGUACUCAUAUGUUUUGAAACGGUAGAAUGAGCUCUAGAAAACCGCUCAAGGGUUUCGUUAUAUGUUGUACUAAUAUUGAAUUAAAUAAACGUACGGAAAUUUCAACGAAAGCAAUAAAACUUGGCGCCUCUUAUAAAUCUGAUUUGACAAAAGAUGUAACUCACUUAAUUGCUGGAGAUUUUGAUACCCCCAAGUAUAAGUUUGCUGCAAAAUCUAGACCAGAUAUGAAAAUUGUCUCUCAAGAAUGGAUCCCAAGGCUUUACGAUAGAUGGGUCGAAGGUGAAGACUUAGAGUCGGAUUUACUGAUCAGCAAGUUUACUUUGCCAGCUCUUUUUAAAUGUCGGGUAUGUCUUACAAAUAUAGAGCAGCCAGAGCGAUUUCAACUUGAAAAUACUGUUUGUGAAAACGGAGGUACAUUUUGUCCUGAUUUAACUCGCGAUGUCACACACUUAAUUGCUGGGAGUACCGCUGGUCGGAAGUAUGAAUAUGCUCUUCGGUGGAAGAUUAGAGUUGUCUGUGUACAAUGGCUAUGGGAAUCUUUAAAAAGGGGUGCUGUCCUAGAGCCAGAGUACUUUCAAAUGGAUAUGCCUCCAGAACGCAUUGGACGUGGUGCGUACAUUAAAUUGGCUCCGGAGGAAAACAAAAACAGUCAAAAGAUAUACGAUGAAAACUUAUCUUCUGACCUAAAUCAUAUCAAAAAUAAGCAUAUUUCCGAAGAUACAGAGCUAGAACCAGUCGUUAUGAAACGAGGCAAGAAAAGGGAAAGUAGUAUCCUCUGGAGUGAGCUGAACACAAAAGACUUAGAAAAUUCAUUUACAGCUCAAAAUGUUUCCCUUUUAGAUGAAUUCACACCUGAAGUUUUCCAGGCACCUGAGGAGAAAGAACUGUCUACAACUAUAGAAAUGAAUACAGAACCUCGGCUAUUUGACAAACUUCACUUCUUUCUACAUAGAUUUGAGGAUGAUAAAUACAAUCGUCUGAAAAAGUGCCUGAAUAGAGAAGGAGGGCAUGCAUCGUCGACCUUAGAAGCUACAACCAAUUUUGUUGUCGUCCCUCAUCAUCUGCCAAUCGAAGAAAUUCCUACUUUUCCUGUUCCUACCAUAACUGAAUGGUGGGUUGAAAGAUGUUUGUUUUUCAAAAAAGUACUCCCUGUUGAUGAGCAUGUAUUAUCGAAGCCAUUUUAUCGUCCUUAUUUUAACCAUGAAUUUGUCGGUAUAAGUAUUCACCUUUCUGGGUUUAAAGGUGUAGAAAGCUCACACCUAAAAAAGGCAUUGGUACUUUGCGGAGCUACUGUUGAUAAUUUUUUAGGCGUGCAAAGAAGCGUGUUGCUUAUAAACACAAACGAACCCUUUAGCAUGAAAACAAGAUAUAAAAUCCAACAUGCCACUGGUUGGAAUGUUCGCGUGUUGGGAAUCUCAUGGCUAUGGCACAUAUACCGAACCGGCAAAUUUACAGAGGACAUAUCCCCUUGGGCGAUUGACAAAAAGGAAAAUCAAAAACUCAAACGGUUUGAGCAUUUACGUAAGGUCGCUCAGUCAAGUGAGAAAUCCGUCCUUAAAGAUGAUGCUCCGUUUGCUAUUCUACCAAAUGCUCAGUCUACACCUGCGCCGAAUUUUAUAUUUGAGCAUUAUAGAAAUUCGGCAAAGCAGCCGCACAGGUCCAAGACAACUUUUAAUGAUACUGAUGCGAGUUUAAAGGGAUCUCCAACAAAGAAAAUUAGGUCCGUAACGGAACCAACCACUGAUUCUAACGCUCGUUUGAACAAUGAUCUGAGUGAAGAUGCAUUAAAUAAGCAAGAACAAGAAAGUGUCUCAUACGUUGAUCCGGACGCACAGAGAGAAAAACAAAAAAUAUAUGCUCAGCUGACUUCAAACUUUAAUGAUUCCUUUCCAUUGAUUAAUGAGUUUUCUUCUCAAGACAAUACCUCUAUUUUAAUAAGCAAGGAAAAACGUAAUUUACGACCGAGGUAAAGCUGACCAAUAAUUUAUUACAAAGUUAUAUAAAUUUACUGUUUCC
Messenger RNA from Schizosaccharomyces cryophilus OY26, 2592 nucleotides. RefSeq names its product BRCT domain-containing protein Rad4. NCBI's taxonomy places the organism in Eukaryota, Fungi, Ascomycota, Schizosaccharomycetes, Schizosaccharomycetales, Schizosaccharomycetaceae. Gene Ontology annotation, biological process: mitotic DNA replication checkpoint signaling; mitotic G2 DNA damage checkpoint signaling; DNA replication initiation. The record is from RefSeq and is a predicted model, not a curated record. The transcript has 3 exons. The coding region runs from base 603 to 2546 and encodes 647 amino acids.